Ceraceosorus bombacis is the source of this 1236-nucleotide messenger RNA. NCBI's taxonomy places the organism in Eukaryota, Fungi, Basidiomycota, Exobasidiomycetes, Ceraceosorales, Ceraceosoraceae. The record is from the annotation of a GenBank genome assembly.
AUGUCAAGCAUCUACGACGCUCUCCACGCUUUCCAAUCAGAAGCACAAGUCUCUCCAAACCCUACUUGGCUUCUACUGCUACUCAUCCCCGCCCUCGUGCUGAUGGGUAUGAUUAGCCUACCUCUACCUUUUGGUCGCUCGCACUGGAGCGCGAAAGGCAAGCAUGCCUUCAUAACGGGCGGAUCUUCGGGAUUAGGAUUGGCGCUUGCCGAGCUGAUCGUCGAGAGAGGUGGAAGCGUGACGCUGGUAGCGCGCGACGAGACUCGUCUGAGUUGUGCCAAGCAGCAGGUAGAGCGUCUUCUCAGCGUGCGCCUUGACCCCAACAAAGGCAGCAGCACAAUGACGGACUACAAACAGUUUGUGCAGGCUAUCAGCGCGGAUGUCUCAUCCUUUGAAGCGGCCAGAAGGGCAGUCCAGCAAGCUUCCACCUCCACCUGUCAACCCGACAUCUUUUUCUGCUGUGCAGGAGCAGCUACGCCGGGAUUCUUUAUCGCUCAAUCCGAAGAGACGUUGCGUCGAGGCAUGAACACGGAUUACUGGACCAGCGCCAGUAUGGCCCACGCAGCGCUUCGCAGUUUCAUUUCCAGCGGCAAAAAGGGCGGCAAAAUCGUCUUUGUAUCGUCCAUCUUGGGAAUGUUUGGCAUGGUUGGCUAUGCCGAAUAUGCGCCUGCAAAGGCUGCCAUAUGCUCCUUGGCCGACACGCUCCGAAGCGAAGCUUUGCUGUACGAUGCACAAGUGCAUUGUUACCUGCCCGGCACCAUACUCAGUCCCGGCUUGGAGAGGGAGAACAGGACGAAGCCGAACAUCACGCUCAAGCUGGAAGGCACUGGGUCAGGUCUGACCCCAAGGCAAUGCGCGCAAGGUCUGCUCAGAGGUGCGUAUAUGCUUCACUCCUCUCGCAUCGCACCUUGCAGCCCCCUCUCACACGUCGCUUAAACGCACACCACUCCUUUGCGCUCCACGUCAGGUUUAUCGCGCAACCAGUUCAACAUUACUACCGACUUCCUCACCGAACUGGUGCGCAGCGCACAUUUGCAAAACUCGCCAGGUAACGGUUGGAUUUUGGACGGAUUCAAGUGCGCGCUUGCUAGGAUUGUACAGCCCCUUUGGAGAUGGAUCGAGAAUGAUAGGGCCAUCCAAAAGGAGAAGAAGUUGCACUUGGCGGAAUUGCAAACGGCGGGAGUACAGGUUGCUGGCGCGCCAGUAUUGGCGUCGGCGCCGAGUCAAAGCGAGUGA